AUGAAAAUAUGUAGCAAUGGUGCAUUGAGUGUUGUUCAACAAUUUCUAACUAGAAAUGAUUACAAUUUAAAAUGGAAAUAUGGCACACCACAAUCGGUGAAAUGGAUUACAAUUCAUAAUACAGCUAAUAAAGCAUCAGCUCAAAACGAAGCUACCUAUUUGAAUAAUCGUCAAGAUAAUACCUAUAUUAGUUUUCAUUAUGUGGUUGAUGAUAUUCAAGCACUUCAUCUACUUCCAGACAAUACAAAUGGAUGGCAUGCGGGCGAUGGACAAGGUGAAGGUAAUCGUGCAUCAGUAGCAAUUGAAAUUGCUUAUUCAACCGCCGACGAUAUUGGUCUACGAAAUCGAGCUUUGGAAAAUGGUGCAAGAUUGGCUGCGAGAUUAUUAAGAAAUUAUAACUUCGGUACUGAUCGUCUUCGAAAACAUCAAGAUUGGAGUGGCAAGCGUUGUCCACAUGAUAUAUUAGAUCGUUAUGGUUGGCAAAAUUUUGUUAAUUUAGUUCAACAAAAAUUGAAUAGUGGUGACAUGUAA
This is a messenger RNA of Didymodactylos carnosus, 531 nucleotides long. NCBI's taxonomy places the organism in Eukaryota, Metazoa, Rotifera, Eurotatoria, Philodinida, Philodinidae. The record is from the annotation of a GenBank genome assembly.